GAAUGGGCCAGCCCUAAUUCGACCCGAUUUGGGGUUAAACUUCAACCUGUCUCCAUACCGAAAUCUUUGCCAGCAUUACUAAAAGCAUGAAGAUCUUAAUCAGAAAUGAACAUUGUGCGCACUCUAGCAGCAUUAGAAAUCAUGAAGUAAGAAAACCAGCAAGUUCUUUGUAACCCAUUUCCAGGCUUGGUGAUGCUGGCUCCGUUUGGAUUGAGGUAUUUGAAAGGACAAGGAGUGUGAAGGGCAGCUUAUGUUAAUGCCAUAUAUAUUAUCUUGAAAUAAGUUAAUGUUUCCUUUUGUAAUCCAGAUGCUUCCAAUGUCUUGCAAAUGUUGAUGUCUUACACUCUAGAAGUACAACAUGGCUAUCAGAGCAGCAAAGUUUUGCAGAUCCUUUCUUCCUCUACAUUGUCGUCUCCUCCAAUAUUGUUCCAUCUACUCAAUCUCUUCAUCACAGAUGCUCCAAGAAACUAUAAAAAAUGCGGUUGAAGCCAAAACUUACCAGAAAAUUCCCGAUCUUCUCAAAUCCUCUGCUCAAGCUUGCCAAAACCCAAAUCCUUUCUCAUUCCUUUCAUCCUUUCCCCACAACCUUAGAACGCAAGUGGUUGAUGAAAUUUUGCAGUCUUUCAUCCCUCUAAGACCUCGCUCUCGGGGUCAGAUUGCCUAUUCCUACCUCCUGUCCUUUACAUUGCAAUGCUCCAAUCCCUUCCCUCUUGCUCUUGCCAUCCUCCAACGAACUCUUCGCUCUGGUUGCAUUCCUGUCCCCCAAACCCUUCUUCUCCUCUCUUCUGCUUGGCUGAACUGCCGGAAUGAAUCUCACUCUGUCUCUAAGAUCCUAUUAGAAAUGCAGUCAAUUGGAUAUCAUCCGGACUGUGGUACAUGCAACUACCUUAUAUCGUCUUUGUGUUCUGUUGAUCAGUUGAAUGAGGCAGUGAAAGUCUUAAAGGAAAUGAGUAGGGCAGGAUGUGUUCCUGAUUUGGAGAGUUUUGACACGGUAAUUGGUGCAAUGUGCACUGUCAGAAGAACAGCUGAGGCAAUAGAUAUGAUUAAGCAAAUGGUAGAGAAAGUUGGGUUGACACCAAGGCAGGGGACGAUUGCAAAAGUGGCAGCAGCAUUGCGAGCAAACAGAAAUAUAUGGAGAGCAGUUGAGAUGAUUGAGUUCUUAGAGAGGGAUGGCUACCCUGUCGGCUUUGAGAGCUAUGAGUUGGUGGUUAAUGGGUGCUUGGAUUGUGGUGAGUAUAUUUUGGCGGGGAAAGUGGUGAUGGGGAUGACGGAGAGAGGUUUUAUACCUUAUAUUAGGACCAGGCAGAAGGUUGUUGAGAGGUUGGCUGGUGCUGGUGAAUGGAAGCUGGCUUGUUCUGUGAGGCAAAGAUUUGGAGAGUUGAGGUCUUAGCUCCUUGUAUUUAUUCUUUGGGUCCAUGGAUUGGAGUUCUUUGCAUAGAAGGGAGCUGGUACUCAGACCAUUGCCUAUGUCGCACAGAAGAGCUGGCUUGUUCAAUGUUGCUUUGUUCUGCAGUUCAGCUUCUUAAAAGUCUGUUGUAAUUUGAUGGUAAAUUCAUGGUGGUUAAUUCUCCAUACAAAGGCCAAAUAGUGUUUGAGAUGAAAAAUUACUUCUUCUUACAACUGAACAAAUUUGCAUGUUUAAACUUUUCUGGACCCAAAUGUAACAGAAUUUUAAAUUAGCACUAUAAAUGUAAACAAUUAUCAACAAAAUUUAAAUAAUUUAUUUUUAGUUGAGAGAAUGAAGGUGGGAUUGAGAGAAUAAGAAAUGCUCUUCUUUUUCCAUUGAAACGAAGUUUCUUAUACAACGAUUUUGCUAACAUCUUCAAUAGUAGUUCUCUUCUCCUUUUGAAAUGACCUGUGUUUUGGGUGGCCUUUGUUGUUCCUUUUUUUUUUUUCCCUCUUUUCUUUGUAUAAUAUAAACCUUACUUGUUAUUUAUUGGAAUUCCACACUUGCAUA
Molecule: messenger RNA, 1957 nt
Organism: Prunus persica (peach)
Lineage: Eukaryota; Viridiplantae; Streptophyta; Magnoliopsida; Rosales; Rosaceae
Product: pentatricopeptide repeat-containing protein At1g06270
Exons: 3
Coding region: 359-1390 (343 amino acids)
Molecular function (GO): protein binding
Source: RefSeq, a predicted model, not a curated record